AUGGUCUCCUUCACUACCCUCCUCACCGCCGCCACGGCGCUGCUCGGCACCGCACUUGCCGCGCCCGGCGAGCUCAUGCGCCGACAGUCCACCCCCAGCUCGACCGGCUUCCACGACGGAUACUAUUACUCGUGGUGGACCGACGGUGGCUCUCAGGUCACUUAUACAAAUGAGGCUGGUGGCCGAUACAGCGUCCGUUGGUCGUCCGGCGGAAACUUUGUCGGUGGCAAGGGCUGGAACCCCGGUGGUCCCAAGACCAUCACCUACUCCGGCACUUACAGCCCCAACGGCAACAGCUACCUCGCCGUCUACGGCUGGACCACCAACCCCCUCAUAGAGUACUACAUCGUCGAGUCCUACGGCACCUACAACCCUGCCACGGGCGCCACCCGCAUGGGCUCCGUCACCUCCGACGGCGGCACCUACGACAUCUACGUCUCCACCCGCACCAACGCCCCCUCCAUCGAGGGCACCCGCACCUUCAAGCAGUACUGGUCCAUCCGUACCUCCAAGCGCGUCGGCGGCACCGUCACAACGGGGAACCAUUUUAACGCCUGGGCCCAGGUCGGGCUUAACCUCGGUACUCACAAUUACAUGAUUGUUGCGACCGAGGGUUACUUUAGCAGUGGUUCGGCGACCAUUACUGUCGGUUCGUCCAGCAGCGGCGGCGGCAAUACUGGAGGUGGCAACACCGGCGGUGGUAACACUGGCGGAGGCUCCAGCUGCGCUGCCAUGUGGGGACAAUGCGGUGGCCAAGGCUGGACUGGCCCUACCUGCUGCCAGUCAGGCACUUGCAAGGCCUCCAACCAGUGGUAUUCUCAGUGCCUUUAA
Molecule: messenger RNA, 831 nt
Organism: Scedosporium apiospermum
Lineage: Eukaryota; Fungi; Ascomycota; Sordariomycetes; Microascales; Microascaceae
Product: Cellulase
Exons: 3
Coding region: 1-831 (276 amino acids)
Biological process (GO): xylan catabolic process
Cellular component (GO): extracellular region
Molecular function (GO): hydrolase activity, hydrolyzing O-glycosyl compounds; cellulose binding
Source: RefSeq, a predicted model, not a curated record